Prorocentrum cordatum is the source of this 1170-nucleotide messenger RNA. Lineage: Eukaryota; Dinophyceae; Prorocentrales; Prorocentraceae. The record is from the annotation of a GenBank genome assembly.
AUGCAGCAGUGGUCUGUAACCGCUGCCACGGCUGGCAUUCUGGCAGUCUUGCUGUCGUCUUUGCCAGCGACGCCGCAGGCCGCGGCGGAGUCAGCGGACGCGGUUGUCUAUGCACCAUCACAGGGCGAAAAGGACAACCAAUGCUCUCCGCACGGGGAGAAUUGCAUGGAGACAGGCUGUUGCCAGAAUGAGAACGAGACCUGCUUUGCUAAGGAUGAGAACUUCUCCACGUGCCUGUUUGAGUGCGAGCCGGGCAUCCACGAGGGCGACGGGGAGGGGUUCCAGACCCCCUGGUCGUGCGUCACGCCCGACCUGUGGAAGUGCUCCAAGGAGAACGACAACUGUGCCCAGACCGCCUGCUGCCAGAACCCGGACCUCAAGUGCUACAAGAAGAACGCGAACUUCUCGAGCUGCAAGGCGUCCUGCGAGCCGGGCAUCCACCAGGACGACGCCCCGGACUUCCAGACGCCGUGGAACUGCUCCGAGGUGACGCAGGUGUGCGGCGAGGUCUACCAGCAGUGCGGCGGCAAGGGCUGGGCGGGAGCCACGUGCUGCAACUCGGGCUGCUCGUGCGUGGUGACCUCGGUCUACUACCACCAGUGCGCGCGCACCGACGUCGGCAUCGGCGAGAACGACGGCUCCGCGAACACCUGCUCGGGGGCGCCGGCGCCGCCGCCGCAGACGGAGGACGAGGCCAGUGGCGGCCACGGCGCCAAGAAGCCCUCGCACGCCUCCGAGGAGGACGAGGAGGAGGACGAGGACGAGGAGGAGGAGGGUGCGGCCGGCGAGAAGGCGGCGCCGAAGGAGAAGGCCAAGGCCUCCAGGGGCGCGGCGCCGCCGCUCGCGACCAUGCACGCCCAGGUCGCCGGCGAGAAGGCGACGCCGAAGAAGUCCAAGGCGUCCAAGGACGACUCCGAGGACGGCUGGGGCGGCGACGACGACGACGACGACUGGGACGACAUGGACCUCGCCGAGCAGCUGCCCGGCGGUGCCGCGGCCUUGCCCGCCGCGCGCCACACGCUCGCCUGGGGCGCGGCCGCGGGCCUCGGCGCCGCCCUGGCGCUCGUGGCGGCGGCGGCGGCGCUCGCGCGGGGCCGCCGGGGGAGGGACAUCCACUCCCACGAGCUGACCAGCGUCUCCGAGGAGCUCUUGGACCUGGAGGUGGAGUGA